CAGAAAGUUAUCGGGAUCUUUCCCACCGACUUGACUGGGGUGUCUGUCUUGGAAUCUACGUUUUGAAGUCAGCCGCAGGUACCGGGUUAUGUUCAUUUUCUACCUAUUGUUGCUUCAGCUGCUGCAAACAUUACUUGCAUUUCCACAUUACCAAAGAAAACUAAAGGUAUCAAAGUAUGCAAUGAAAGAAGUAUUCGCCUCAGCAGAGCAAGCCAAUUCAUUCAUUGGACGGCAUCUUCUAAACAAUAUACUUGAGCUUGAAAUAUUUAACACAGAUAACCUUGAAAGAGAAUGCCAUGAAGAACUCUGUAAUUACGAGGAAGCAAGAGAAAUUUUUGAUGACCCAGAAAAAAUGAAGACUUUUUGGAGUGAAUAUGUCUCUAGAAAUUCUGGCAAAAAGCCAGAUGGCAAAGAAGCACAGGAGAUUGAUGUUAUACUGCUUCUGACUGGUCUAAUUGCAAUUGGAGUGCUAUUGGUUAUAACUGGCUUACUAAUUUAUUAUCUCUGCAAAAGAAAAUGCCCACGAAGACAACCACGACGACACACAGGUUGUCGGCUGCAUAAUUCUUCCAUCUUUAGGCGACAUGAAGAAUUUUCCUUAAAUCCUCUCUCCCCAUGCCCUGAACACACAGGACUGCCAAGCUAUGAACAAGCAGUGGCACAAAGGGGAGAUUAUGAUGCUCCACCUCCACCCUAUCCAGGACUUUCAGGAAGAUUUAAAGCAUUCAAGAAGUCUCUCUCACUUCCUGGCCCUUGAUUAAUAAAUAUGACUUCUCAAAAGGAUGAGACUGAAUCUUGACUAAAAGAAAUGUGCAGCUGAAAUGCUGCAAUAUUGUGGUUGCUUCAGGAUGGCCUUUCACAAUGUGAAAAGGAUGUGGCUCUUCAGCACACCUGAGAGGAAGUGAAGUGUGUCAGGUGAACAAGGAAGCCAUCCUUCUGUAAUGCUCUGGUGCCCUAUUGUGAAAUAAUCCUUUUUCAUACUUCUUCCCUAAGAACUGUUGUGAACUUGGCUUCUGUGCCUUUUGAGCCAAUUGAUAUGCCAUUUUUCUUGUAUGUUACGAACUGAAAAGUUUAAUGGUGAUUUUUAAAAACCGUGUGUAUUUUUUUAACUGUUAAUCAGAAUGAAUGAUAACAAUGUAAAUGUAACAAGGCAGUGUUAUUUCUAAAUACUUCUAGUAAUAUUUUAGAUGAACUGGUAGUCUGUUAAUAUUUCAUGGGUGAUAGUGAACAAAGUUGGAACUCACGUACCUAACUUAAAAGGCCUCACUACCAAAGGGAUAUGACUGAAAUUCUCUUCUCACUUUUCCUCCUUGCUUUAUGCCCUCAUCUUCAGGAUGUGGCCUGUUUAUUGCCUAUCACAUCUGUGAUAAGAACUUAACAUGACUGCUGUGCAAACUUGGAAAAUUUGUUAAUGAAAUUUGUACAUGAAGAUAAUUUAUAGAGAAUUGCUGCAAUUUUAAAACACUUUAUGUUUGUGGCAAAUGUUAUCACUAAAUUAAAACUACAAGCUU
Molecule: messenger RNA, 1511 nt
Organism: Gekko japonicus
Lineage: Eukaryota; Metazoa; Chordata; Lepidosauria; Squamata; Gekkonidae
Gene: PRRG4
Product: proline rich Gla (G-carboxyglutamic acid) 4 (transmembrane)
Exons: 6
Coding region: 89-757 (222 amino acids)
Cellular component (GO): extracellular region
Molecular function (GO): calcium ion binding
Source: RefSeq, a predicted model, not a curated record